This is a messenger RNA of Ceratosolen solmsi marchali, 5469 nucleotides long. RefSeq lists its product as uncharacterized. NCBI's taxonomy places the organism in Eukaryota, Metazoa, Arthropoda, Insecta, Hymenoptera, Agaonidae. The transcript has 3 exons. Gene Ontology annotation, molecular function: protein binding. The record is from RefSeq and is a predicted model, not a curated record. Bases 34 to 5469 code for a protein of 1811 amino acids.
UUCAGAUAAUUGCAAAAUUGAAGUUAAGAAACAAUGGCGACAAUUCAAGAUUCCAAACUUGACCUCUUAUUAACUCCAAGAGUACCACAAGGAUUAGCAGCAGCCGUUGAAAGUUUAACGAGAGAGGUGAUUCGGCAUCAACCUGAAAAUAUUUAUGUUUUUGCGGCUAAUCAUUUUGAGAAACUUUUGCGUCUUCGCGAGCAAUAUGGCAACGAUACCGUAAAGAAAAAGAACAUGAAAUUUCUACUUGACCUGAAUGAUACAAUAAAGAAACGGCAGGUCAAGUUAGAAUCGAAGGAGAGAAAUAAUUCGGAUCGCUGUUAUAGAUGGUCAUUAAAUGAAACGGCAAAUGUGUUGGAGAAACAUCGAAGUAUUUUUGGGGAAGAAGGUAAAAAAAUCAGCACCACUGAAAUUCGAGCAUUAGCUAGCGCGUCGAUCUCAAUGCCAUCAAAAAUUCAGUAUAAUACAGUUAAAAAAAAAUACGAAACACACCAGACGGAAAAGAAAAAUAGUCAUGAUAAAUAUGCAACUACCGUAUCAAGUAAAAAAAAAAAGUCAUUGCAUCACCACUCUCCAGAUUUGUCAAAUACUUCAACAAGUGAUUCCCGAAGUGUGCCUAAAAUAAUUCCGCAAAUCCCAUUAGUAAAGGAUAUAAAAACGGAAUUAAAAAAAAAUCGAAUUAGUAGUAGAGAGAGGAAGAGAACAGUCGAGGAGAAAAGGAUGCAAGUUUCUUGUGACUAUAUUAAGGAAACGUUGAUUGAAAAGACAUUUAGAAAAUCCAUAGAGAAAACGAAAAAAAAUUUUGAAAGCCAAAGUGAACAAAAAAAAAAUCUUUACUCAGGAAGCAGUAUAAAAAGAAAGCCCGAUAUAACACAUAAAGUAGAUUCGCAAAAAAUAAAAAAGUCUUCGAGAACACCUAAAAUGGACGGUGUUAGGAACUAUGUUGUGCAGAAUUUAAUUGGGAUGGCGAGUUUAGAUGAGCUACAAACGGCAAGUUACGUUGAAAAAGUUCAAGAAGUAAUAGAUGAAACAUCAAUGAUUAUAAAAGAAAAGGUUGAAGCGCUAAAGACAAGCGUUAUAGAGGCUGCAAAAGCGAAACAAUUAAACAGUGAAAAUCCUUUGAAUAACGACGAUUAUUUUAAUAUUUUAAGAAAAUCUGCAGACAAUGAUAAUAAAAGUAGCGAUAAAAAUUUAUUUGAGAAUUCGUCUUAUCAGAAUACAUUUAAAAAUAGUAGCUUUACAAAUAUCAUUCAAGAUAAUUCUGAUAAUUCAGAAUCUAUCGAUAAUGUUUCAUUGCCAGCUGUAAGGCCUCCUUCCUCUAAGUCAACUUCACGAAGUUUAUCAUCGCGCAGUGACUCUGACGAUUUAAUUUUGCCACCAAUUUCACCGGAAUCUAACAAAUCAACAAAAGUCGUAGAAAAAUUGGUUCUUCCAAUACUGUCACCCCCGCGCAGUACUUCUAUAACUCCCGAUUCAAUUAAUUGUAAUGAGAACAUUGUGACAAACAAGACGACAAAUAACGAUGAAGUCUUUCAUGAUAGUUUAAAUGUAACACCAGAUUUGAUCGAUGAAACACAGAAGUCCGACUAUCUUGAAACAUUGGAAUUUGCGGAUAAAAAUGAUAAUAGCGAACGUCCGCUUGAAAAUCUGAAAAAUAAAUUGUUAGAAAUUGAAAAAGUACAACGACGCAUUGAAAAUGUACUCGACGAUACAGUAAACAUAUCUGAUAAAAAUAUCGAUGAGGUGAAAGAAAGUCAUGAAAUUAAAGAUAUAUUGAAAAUUGAAGAUAAACUGUUAGAAAUUGAAGAAUCUGAAAAGCGAAUUGAAAAAAUUUUAGAUUGUCAAACCGCGUCUGUUAAUCAAUCGGAAAUUAUCAAUAAUACAAACAUAAAAAGUAAACUGCAAGAAUUGGAAGAUACUGAAAGAAGAAUUGAAAACAUUUUUAUCGAUAAGAGAUCUAUAGAUGAAUUUGAAAUGAUAGACAAUGAUAAUGAACAAAAAAAUAUUACCGAAUAUAGUGAGAAACAUGAGAUUAGCAAUGAAAAUAAUAAUAAUACUCCAAUCUUAAAUAUCGACGAUAAUGAUUUGACAAAAAAUAAUGCAAUGCUUUCGGAAGAAAAUUGGAACUUGUCACCGAAUUCUUUUAUACUAAGUGAAGGUUCUCCUUAUGAAAUUCCAGAUUUUGUUACCACUGUGAUAAUACCAGAGAGAGAUCUUAGUCCAGAUUCUGAUACAUUACAAAUAGAAGUAGAAAAUGGAAAAAUUUAUUCAACUCUAGUAUCAUCGAAGGAAAAAAACGAUAGCCAAAUAGAAAAUUGCUCAAACGAAUUGCAAGAUAAACAAAAAAUUAGUAUCAAUGAUGCUUUUGGCGAAGUUGUAAAUACCGUUAAUACAGAUAUGUCUAUGAUCGAUGUAAACUUCAUUCGCGGCAUUAAAUACGAUAUAAUAGCACCUCGUCAGAGCUUAGACUUGAUACAUGAAGAGCGCGAUAAAGAAACCGAAGAUGCAGAUUGCAUUAAUUCAGAGGAUGAGGAAGUAUUGAAAGUGGUGACAAGUUCAUUGGACGAAAUUUUAAAAAAAAAUAAAGUUGAAUACGUAUCGAAAGAAGAAAUAGAAUUAACUAUGUGUAAUACUUUAACGGAAGAGGCAAGUGAUUUAUCGAAAGCAAUGCAAGUCAAAGAGUACGAAACUAACGAAACGAGAGAAAUUAGUGCAGAAAUUAAUGAUUGCCUAGAGAAUACUGAAAGUCUGAAAAAUUCAUUGGACAUUGAAGAAUCUAGUAAAAUAUCGAUCGAGUCCUCAAAUGAAAUAAAAGAUACGUCUGUUACCACCGAUCGAUCUAGUUUGCCUUUUGAUCCUGCUAGGCCUCUUGUACCAGAAUUAAAUUUAGACUCGUUACUUGAUUUAACAAUUUCGUCGUUCAAUUUAACCGACGAUGAGCAAAAAGAAGAAAAUAAAAAUGAAAGCCAAAAUUUUAAUUCUUUGAAGAUACAUACGAGCCCUACGGAAGAUACGAAUAAAAAAGGAAAUUUCGGAAAUUUUGAUAGAGAGGCACUUCAAGAAAAAUCGUCGAUAGAAGGCAAAAUCAAAGACGUAGAUAAGAUUCAAAAUAGUCCUUUGAAUAUUAUUGAAACAUUAAAGGAAGAUUAUUCGCUUAAUUCGGAAACGGUGUCGAGCGAAUGCAUACAAAUAUUAAACGUUGAAAAUUCGGAGCAUCUGCAAGAUGAUCACUAUGAGAAAUUGCAAGAAAGUCUAAAUUACAAUGAGUCCGAAGCAAUAGAAGAUGAUCAAAUAUUUAAUGAAACAUAUGUAAUUGAGAAUGAGCAUACUCUAAAUGAUUCGAACGAUCAAACGGAAUUAGAUGUUAGCAUAUCAGCAGACGAUUCGAUCAAUCGUGGUUCUGAAACAGUUAAUACUUACGAAAUAGAAGAAACUACAUUAGGCACAAUAGACGAUACAUGUAGUGAAAUUCAACAAAAUAAAGAAUUAAUUGUGUCCACGUGCGAGUGUCGAACAAAUGUAUUAGACGAUCAAUUGGACGAUGCCGAACGAUCACUAACGGAACUGACAACUCAUCUUAUCGAGCAAGAUUGUCAGUGCGAAAUCGAUAAUGAUCAGCACAACCAGUUUAUUGAUUCAUCAAACAUUUCAAAUCAGUCUGUAAACCAGCUGGAUUCUGAUAUCUUAACAAUGACAGGCACUAACAAUAUUCUCAGUCAAGAUUUAAAUACGUUACAAGAACAAAAAGCUACUACCAAUAACGCGCACAAUAAUGAUUUUAAAGUAACCGAAGAAAAGAUUGUUAUUUCGGAAGAAAGAGUAGAGAAUAUUCAGGAUACGAUCGAUGAUAAAGAACACCGUCAGAUUUAUGGAUCGGAAGUGAGUACAAGCAAGGAUGGUUCGUCUGUCGCGUCAAGCACAUUACUGUCCGCGGUAACAAAAAUUCAAGCCGGUAUCCGUGGAUAUUUGACGCGAUGUCGUCUUGAGCGUUCUUUAAAACGUUGUAGCUCAACUUUGGAUAGUAUUCCGUCGAUCGAGGAUAGUUUUCCGGUAAGUAAAGGAAUUCUCCUAAAUAUGAAAAGCAUCUCAUCUUCGUCACAUACAAUGCCCAUUGUGGAUGAUGUAUCAUCAAUUUUACAGUCGAAAGAACGGAAAAAACUUCGUCGAGAAACGGCUGUCCAGAAAACGGCGUAUUCAUUAGAAACUGCUUUUGCCAAUAAUCAGCUGCAACAUACCGGAGAGUUUCAUGAUUGCUUGCCACUUCCAAUUUUCGAUACCCGAACUUUCUUCUUCACAACCAUUGAAGAGCAGAAUUAUCAAGAAAUAGGUAAUACAUCCUUGAGUACGGACAAAUCCAAAAAGAAAAGUCUCGAUUCUAUUGUCAAUGAAUCAAAGGAAUGCAAUAAUAAGGAGAAUAAGGAAAGUAUAAUUUUACAUAGAGAAGCUUUAAACAGCACGGAUAGUGGAAACGUCGAGCAGGUAUUGGGAAAAGUCUUCACAGCUUCAGCAACACAUUUAUCAGCACAGUCGAAUCUCGGACAAUUCGGUGACGUUGCACUAUUGCCUGCUGACAGCGAAACAAUAUUACAAAACCGAUAUUUGAAUUUUAUAACUAGCGUGGAAGACGUUGUAAGUAAUUUAUUCAAUGAUCCGUUAAUGAUUUCGAAUUCGUCACAAAGUGUCAUAAUCGACGAAAUUACAAGAUUCGACGAGGCUAAAAGUAAAAUUUGCGAAUCCGUAGUGGAUGAAGCGAAGGAUAAGACAACGAUAAAUGAUGCAGCCAAGGAGAAAAAAGCAAUCGAUGAAUAUUUUAACGCACAACUUCAAUCUCGAAACAUCGAUGAAAAGUCAAACAAAUGUACUUCCAAUAUUAUUGAAAUAACUGCCAGUCCAAGUUCUGACGUCGAAACCAAGUCAUACGCAGAAAAUUCAGGAUUUUUUUCAGACGUACCAGCCGACGUUGGAGGUGCGAACGCCAAAUCAUUUCGAAAGAAUGAGCCGAUCGGGGAAAUAUCGGAUAAAGUGAUAAGUUUUUAUGAAACAACAAGAAAUGAAGAUCUCGAAUCAAAGGAAAGAUUAUCGUUGGAGAUAGCUUUGACAUCGAGCACCGAUGAGCUUAUAUCGAUAAAUAUCGAGGAAGCUCUGGGUCUGUGCGAUAAGAACAAUGGCACACGUAAGACGACUGAGCAGAGUAGAAAGUCGUUUACAUCGAAUUUAUCGAGAUCUGCUAGUGAUUCGCGGGGCAGUAACUUGGAAGGGAACGAGAAGCCAUCACCGGCGACGAUAAUGAAAACGACGGGCGAAAGUGUGGUGGAGAAGAGAGUGGAAAAAUCCGAGCUGUCGGACGAUGAGAAAAAUGAAAGUGUCGUUGGCGAUGGAACGAACAAGAAGUCGUCGAUAGAAAGAGACUCAUCAUUGACUGACGGAGAAAAUAGCAGUGCACAAGGAAUAAAGGGAGAGUCCCAGUAG